CCUACGGAAGCCCGCGCUUGGAUCGCGCUGCCUUGAGUUGGGCCGUAGCAUCCUAGCGGUUGGACGCAGAUGCGAAGGUCCGAGAACUGACGCCGGUUGGGCCGCUCCGGGAGUCAGCCCUUGAGCGGAGCGGAACGGCGAGACUAAUCAAAAGGAUGGAUUUCACAGAGGCUUACUCAAGCACAUGCUCUACAGUUGGACUUGCUGCCAGAGAAGGCAACGUUAAAAUUUUAAGGAAACUCCUCAAAAAAGGUCGAAGUGUAGAUGUUGCCGAUAACAGGGGAUGGAUGCCAAUUCACGAAGCAGCUUAUCACAACUCUGUAGAAUGUUUGCAGAUGUUACUUCAUACAGAUUCAUCGGAAAACUACAUUAAGACAAAGACUUUUGAGGGCUUCUGUGCAUUACAUCUUGCUGUUAGUCAAGGACACUGGAAGAUCACGCAGAUUCUUUUGGAAGCUGGAGCAGAUCCUAAUGCAGCUACUUUAGAAGAAACCACACCGUUGUUUUUAGCUGUUGAAAGUGGACAGAUAGAUGUUCUGAAGUUGUUGCUUCAACAUGGAGCAAAUGUCAAUGGGUUCCAUUCUAUGUGUGGAUGGAAUUCCUUGCACCAGGCUUCUUUCCAGGGAAAUGCUGAGAUUAUAAAACUGCUUCUUAAAAAUGGAGCAGACAGAGAAUGCCAGGAUGACUUUGGAAUCACACCCCUGUUUGUGGCUGCUCAGUAUGGGAAGCUAGAGAGCUUGAACAUUCUUAUGUCAUCUGGUGCAAAUAUCAAUUGUCAAGCCUUGGACAAAGCUACUCCAUUGUUUAUUGCUGCACAAGAGGGUCAUAUAAAAUGUGUGGAACUUUUGCUGUCCGGUGGGGCAGAUCCUGAUCUUUAUUGCAAUGAAGACAAUUGGCAGUUGCCUAUUCAUGCUGCUGCACAAAUGGGCCAUACAAAGAUCUUGGACUUGUUAAUACCGCUUACUAACCGGGCUUGUGACACUGGUCCAGACAAAGUGAGCCCUGUUUACUCAGCAGUGUUUGGAGGACGGGAAGAAUGCCUGGAAACAUUACUGCAGAAUGGUUACAGCCCAGAUGCACAGAUGUGCUUGGUCUUUGGAUUCAGUUCCCCUCUGUGCAUGGCUUUCCAAAAGGACUGUGAAUUCUCUGGAAUUGUGAAUAUUCUAUUGAAGUAUGGAGCCCAGUUAAAUGAACUUCACUUGGCAUACUGCCUCAAGUAUGAGAUGUUUUCAAUGUUUUGCUGCUUUUUGAAGAAAGUUUGCCUAUUGACUCCUUGGAAUCAUACAUCUGAAUUUAUAAGUUACGCAGUUAAAGCACAAACAAAAUAUAAAGAGUGGUUGCCACAUCUCCUGCUUGCUGGAUUUGACCCAUUGACUCUGCUGUGCAGCAGCUCUUGGGUUAACUCAGUCAGCGAUGAUGUCCUUAUUUUUAUUUUGGAAUUUUCUAAUUGGAAGAGACUUCCACCACCUGUUGAAAAGAUGAUCUCUGCUCGUGCAAACUCUUCUUGGGCUCUUCAGCAACAUAUGGCUUGUGUCCCAUGCUUGACCCAUCUCUGCCGUUUGGAAAUUCGGGCCAGUCUAAAAGCAGAGCACCUUCGUUCUAACAGUUUCAUCCAUCAGUUGCCUCUUCCCCGAAGUCUGCGGAGCUAUUUGCUCUAUGAAGAGGUUUUGAGGAUGAAUGAAAUUCCAGAACCUGCAGCUGUUGAUGAUGUAGAAACCAGCGAGGCUCCUGACAGCUCAAUUGUCAGUGCUGUAUAGUCACCAAAGAUGGGACUGUUUAGCCGGGCGGUGGUGGCGCACGCCUUUAAUCCCAGCACUCGGGAGGCAGAGGCAGGCGGAUCUCUGUGAGUUCGAGGCCAGCCUGGUCUACAAGAGCUAGUUCCAGGACAGGCUCCGUAGCUACAGAGAAACCCUGUCUCGAAAAACCACAAAAAAAAAAAAAAAAGAUGGGACUGUUUACAACUGGGCUGCCCAGUCCCUCCUCCCCAAUACUGAGAACUUUGCUCAUCCUGCCUUACUCGGUUGUCUCCAGUGUACUUUGUUUUGUAGUGUUUGCUGACCUGAUCAUUUUUUUUUCUGCUUUGUUCUGCUACCCAGCUGUGAUGCUGCUAUGGUGUUGGAUGUGACCUCUUCUCAGUUAAGAUUCGUGUUCACCUGUGCUUGAAACUAGGGAUGGAAGCCAUAAACUUCCCAGGAAGAAGAUAUAAUAACUGUGCUUUCGAAUCACUUAACACUGUUAUUCUAUUUAUGCACUAACAUCCUCUAUGUUUAUAAAAGGAAAUUUUCCUAUGUUGUUCUUAUUUUUUAAUUCAGAUAUAUUUGUGAGGUGUUAAUAUUCUUGCAUCUUAACUUGCAAACUCAGGGGAAAGUUUUCGAAGAACAUAGAUUUCAGUCAUAUUGUUUUCUUAGAUCCUUUCUUCAUAUUUUUUGGCAAAAUAUACCCCAUUUUCAGUCUGCCAAGACAAGAACAUACCUAAAGUCAAAGGCAUACUCACUAUAAAAAUUAUGUCCUUUUUAGAAAUAUUGUACUGCACUCAGAAUAUUAAUAAGGAGACCUGAAAGGAGCAUUCAUACAGCACCAUCUGUAGAGACAGGGGCACAUUUCAGUUGUUUAAUGCUAAAUAGAACAGUCAGACUUCACUCAGCUAUAGAAUAAGAGGGCAGGUUUGUUUCUAUGAAUCAGUAAUAGCCAAUAAUAUUCUAUUCAUACAUACACUACUUUUCCUUCUUAAUACCUGGAUGUAUUUUUAGACCAUUGAUAAAGACCUUAGAGUCCUGCCUUGUGAGUUUUUACAAUAGCUUUAUCUAAACCUUGAGUCAAGAAAAAUCAAACAUCAUCAAGACAUUUGUCUGAGAGACUGGAAGUUAGCCUUGAGAGGGAGGUAUUAGGGUGUUAAUGUCAUAAUAGGCAGCACAGGCUGAUUUCUACAGGAGGCAGAACUUCAUCUCUUGCCAGCAACCUGUGCUUGAUUAGAUCAUCUGGACCUAUCUCUAAUAGACUCUCAAAACGAGCAUGAUGAAGGUGGACUUCAUUAGAAUGAGUUAGAAGACUAACUCAUUUCUCAUAUUCAAAGUCUUGUUUGAUGUAGAUAUAUAGUUAGAUAUUGAAAAUCAGGCAGAAGUUCUGAUCGUUCAAUUUAACAAAGAUUUUCCAAAACUGUAUGCACUAUGUGUUUUUUUUUUUUUUUAAUAGCGUGACCUUUGUUUUUCAAACUCUGUUUCAGGAUUUAUUUUUGGUCAUGGCUAACUAUACACAUAAUGCUUUUACAGGAUAUCUUUUAAUGUAUUCAGUUUGUGUUCAAAUGUAUUACAAAAAUCCAGUUUUCCAUAAGCUAGCAUUAAGGUUUUAUUUUUGAAACCCUAAAAUUCAGUACAGAUGGCCCCUCCCUGGCUGGUGAUUUUUUGACUUUAUAGGAUUGAAAAAGUGACAAGCAUCCCAUAGAAACUGCACUCUGAACUUCAUCUUUUCCUAGGCUAGCAAUACACAGUAUGCUAGUCUCUUGGAGUCUGAUGAUACUGAGAAGUGACAGUGAGCUUCUCUGUAUCAUGUGGUCAUGUAGUCACAAGGAUGUCUGUAGGGGCAUGAAUGUUCACAGGUACGCACCGGAGUGUCCUUAUAGUUUGGUUGAGUAUUCUUUGGGUAUAUGCCCAAGAGUGGUCAUGUUGGGUCUUGAGGUAUGUUGAUUCCCAAUUUUCUGAUAAACCACCAUACUGAUUUCCAAAGUGGUUGUACAAGUUUGCAUUCCCACCAUCAAUGGAGGAGUGUUCCCCUAACUCCACAUCCUCUCCAGCAUAAUCUAUCAUUAGUGUGUUUGAUCUUAGCCAUUCUUACAGGUGUAAGAUGGUAUCUCAGAGUUGUUUUGAUUUGCAUUUCUCUCAUGGCUAAGGAUGUUGAACCUUUCCUUAAAUGUCUUACAGCCAUUUAAGAUUCUUCUGAGAAUUCUGUGUAGUUCUGUACCCCAUUUUUAAUUGAAUUAUUUAUCUUACAUGUGGUUCCAAGCUUUGAAUUUUCAGAUAAAUGUUUUAAAUUUCGAGUGUCUGUAAAACUCAAAGCAUGAAAUGGAUCAUAGUGGAGAACAGGCCUGGAGGGAAGUGGGAUGGCAGAGGAAAUGCACUGUGGAAGGGGUAAGGAAACCUUGAAAGUGGAAAGUUUUCAUCAGCAAGGGGAGAAGCAUGGUGGUGGGGAAAGGGUUAACCAAAAUUAAGUAUGGAGGAAAAAAAUCCUUUUGGAAAGAUACUACAUUUGAAGUCCUUUAAAACCAUUUGAGGGGCUGGUUAAAUAGUUUAGCAUGUGAAGGUGCUUUAUGCCAGCCAUAUGCUAUUGAGUUUGAUGUUGGGAAACCACAUGGUAGAGGUAAGAAAAUGAUCUAGAAAAUGCUGCUCUCACCUCUACACAUGAACCGUGGCUUGCCACCAAGCCUAAUGAAUGGAGUUGCAUCCUUGGAAGCCUAUGUAAAACAACUGAAUGAAGGAGCCCUGCAUGCAUGUGUAAUGUUCUUCCCAAAGAUUAAGUUGACUAAACAAAGGUUCCAAUACUGUGAGAUAGUGUAAUCUGAUGUGAAGAAAGGGGGCUCCUGUCAAACAUUACAGGAUACUACCAAUGUCCUCAUUAACACACGGGGAUUAGAUUGUUGGACAAUUCUGAACACACUAUAUACUUGGGAUAUAGGACAUUUAAAGGUCAUGUUGUAUCUGUGCUGUAUAGGUUUACAGUACUAGAAGCUUCUAUGCAAGCUACUGGAUGAGGAAAGUUGGUGAUGAUUCUACCCAUCUGUAGACCCUGCAUAUGACAACUUGCCUGGCAAGAUAUUGUCCGUGUGAUAGUGUGUUGACUCUUAUAGGAACAAUAAAGUUUGUGACUUGAUUUUAAGUCUACCACACAGUAGGGAACUCUUGGCUGGUUCUCUAAACCUGGUUCAGAGCCCAAUGACUAAGGCCAUGGUGAUGUAAUAUGGAAAUCUCUCUGAUUCUAGAGACUGAAACCUUUGCUGGACAUCACAGUCAGAGGUCAUAACAUGUUUUGAGGUCAUUUAAGAUAUAAAGCUGCUAUCUUACUGUGUACUCAAACUGAUUGUUAACCCACUUUUAAGAGAAUAAUGUAACAAUGACCACUACUUUCCUUGGUCUUCCUACAUAGCCACCUUUUACAAACUAAACUAAUACUUAACUAAUCUUAUUUUCUUCUGUGCCCCCUGAUCCAGAACAAAUGUGUAUAAUUUGUAUAAAACAGCAUACACAGAGGUUGAAAACACUCUUAAAUGAAUAUCUACCAGAACAGUUGAACACAGCAUCAUCAAUGGGCAAACAUGGUGUUUGUAAUGUUUUUUUGUUGUUGUUGUUGUCUGGGUGAGUUGGGAUCAGUUGCAGUUAUUACCUUCAUCCCUUGUCAGACUCCACGAAUGAUUCUGUAAGAUAUCCCACUCCUUCCCCAGGUGAUUCUUAUGGGAAAAUUCAAUAAAAGGGUGAGCAACAAAAGGGGCAGACAUACAUUCACACACAGGGACAGAUGCAGGGACAGACAGACAUAGGGACAGACACAGACUCAGACAUGAAAACAGACACAGGGACAGACAGACUUCUUCAGAAAGGCACAGAUUUAGAUUCAUGCACCAGACAGAGAAGGGAAGACAGGGAACAUGUAGAAAAUUCAAAUCUGGAAAUGACUCCCAGUGGAAGUGCUUUUAUUUCUUUCCUUAAUGCCACACUGAUGAAGUUUUGGUGACCCUGAGUUAAUCACUGAUGUGUUGAAUUCACACACUAGGCCCUCUGUUGUUGUUUUGUUAAAAUUACAUAGACCCAAGCUGCCUUCUAAGUACUCUCGCUGACACCUAUACAUUCGAGCAACUGUGAUCCCUAAUGAGAGAUGUUUCUUUAGUCAAUGGGCUCUGGUGAAUGCAUAGACUCACACCUGGCCAAAGUUUAGAGAAUGCAUAACUGUGCAGUUCUCAGACCUCAGCAGGACAUCUGAAGCACAACACCCUCCAAGGCUCCUCAGGGACUACUCUGGAAGAGAGAGGCGGAGGUUGUAGAUGGUUUCUGUGAAAUGGUGUCAAGGACACAAUGAUCAUCACACACAGGAAGGAGCUCGUAAGGCCCCAGCCUCAGUGAGGGACUUUUCUCACUUAAUUUGUGCUGGGGGAUGGGAUGCCAUAAAAAUUACAGAAAAAGGAAAUUCAGGUAAGCAGCCACACUUUAACUCUGUGGAUGUUAAGGCCAAUAGAGUAGUUUGGGUGGUGCUUUUUACUUAUGUUAGAGUUGAGUAUGGAAACCUCUACAAGACUGGUCUUUGACUUAGAAAAUCCACUAAAAUUCAUUGACGCCUAUUAUUGAACUCCAGUUCCCAAAAAAGUAAUGGGAGGCUCAGAUACCCAGAAAUGGGCUCAACCUGGACUUUGGAGGAUAUUUGGAGGAUAGAUAAAAGCCAACAUUCCUUACAAACUUGUGAAGUUAGUUCUUCUACCCAAAGGUGUCAUUUCUCUUAUCACUAGAAGUAGGGAAUAUUGGUGGCCUGUGGUGUCUAUUAUCACAAUAAGAUACAGACUGGCCUCCAGGCUCCUUCAGUGGCACAACUACCUGCUGUACAGUUCAAAGUCCACGCUAGUGUUCUAGGUCUUCUACCCUCCUGCCCUCCCCUAACCUUCCUCUAGUUCAGAAGCAUCCCUACCCCAGCUCCUCAUUCUCUUUCUAAGCCUAUCUCUCUGUCUCCUCCUGUCUCUAUGUUCCUCCCCCUCUCUGUGUGUCUCCUCCUCUGUCUCUCUCCCUCUGCCUCUCUGCUUUUGCUUCUUUCAUAGUCAGGUGUUCAGCCUACAUCUGUUCCUGCUCUGUCUGAUUCGAUAUGCCACUACCUGUUCUAUCUCUGAUAGGUAUUAUAGAAGCUUUCUCCUUAAACGUGUCACCAAAACAUCAUGUCAACAGUUUGUACAAUACCAAGAAACAGUUUAAAAUAUUUUUAAAACAUAUUUUAAUGAAAAAACUAUUAUAUACUGAAAUCAAUAUAUACGGUGUCAAGAAAUAUUUAGCAUUAAAUUUUAUAAAUUUUCUUAAAUAUUCCUGAAAUUGUCAUUGUUGUCAGUAGUAGCUCCUCAUAGGCUUCAGCAGCAACUAAAAAGAAAAGCAAGAAUUAUCAGUAGUAUCAAGAACAUCAUUGGUGGCAGCGACAGGAUGAGCAGUAACAGAGGCAUCACCAGUAGAAUCUUAUGUAGUGUCAUGUCACAAUGAAUGUCAUUGUAGUUGAGAAGUGGUGACAAUGUGGAGUCUUAUUUCAUUGGUUUUAAUUCUCACAUGUUGCUUCUUUGGGGGUGUUUAUUUCCAAAAUGAUGCUAUCCACAUAAGUCACAGUGUAUGGACAGAGAAAAAUAGAAACUAAUAUCUAACGGUUACAUUUCUCUGCUUAGCCAUUCAGACAACACAAGUUUCAUGUUAGAUGCAUUUUCAAUAUGAUUCGAAAAGAUAACCUUUUUUUCUAGUUUUAGGUAAUGGCUAAAGGUCUACAAGAGCUAGUUCCAGGACAACAACCAAAAAAAAGCUACGGAGAAACCCUGUCUCAAAAAUUUAAAAAAAAAAAGAGUCAUAUAUAUCACAAAAUUUAUUUAUGAUAUGUAUUGGUGCCAAAGAGAAUUGGAUUUCUAGCAUCUAUUUUAAACCACAGCUGUGGUCUAACUUACCUUGUUAAACUCAUUUUAAUGCAUGUCACGUGUUAAAUUAGGUUGAAUACCCACAUCAUCACUGUUGAUACGAAUUUCAGAAACCAUAUUCCAGUUGUUAGCAUGAGCAAUGCCAUUGUUGCUUCCCAAAGCGGCAGACCCUUGGAGUGAGUUGCAUAGUGGGUGUAUUCAGCUGGACUGGUAGCACUGAAAUACUCAUUAGCACUAUGAGGGUCGAAAGUGUCACCUGGAACAUGAACAAGAGCAGAUUCCUGAUCAGUAGUGAAGCUACCACACUUGUGUUCUCUUCUAAGCAAGUUUCAAGAACA
Messenger RNA from Chionomys nivalis (European snow vole), 7971 nucleotides. It is a transcript of the gene Asb3, whose product is annotated as ankyrin repeat and SOCS box containing 3. Gene Ontology annotation, biological process: positive regulation of transcription by RNA polymerase II; intracellular signal transduction. Gene Ontology annotation, molecular function: protein binding; transcription cis-regulatory region binding. The transcript has 10 exons. Lineage: Eukaryota; Metazoa; Chordata; Mammalia; Rodentia; Cricetidae. Bases 156 to 1757 code for a protein of 533 amino acids. The record is from RefSeq and is a predicted model, not a curated record. Gene Ontology annotation, cellular component: nucleus.